Messenger RNA from Erigeron canadensis, 1401 nucleotides. RefSeq lists its product as uncharacterized. The transcript has 7 exons. The record is from RefSeq and is a predicted model, not a curated record. Lineage: Eukaryota; Viridiplantae; Streptophyta; Magnoliopsida; Asterales; Asteraceae. Bases 67 to 1326 code for a protein of 419 amino acids.
AUAUUCCGAAUUUCCGUGUCAAUGGGAGCAAAAAUGAAAGCAGCUUUUCACAUCCAACAAUGAACAAUGGCUGCUGCUGCUGCUGCUUCUUCUUCUGUAUCUCAAUACCACCCAUUUUUCUAUACUAAUAAUUCAGUAACUCCAAGAAGAAAAAAUUACUUGAUCAAAGCCAUCAAAGAUUCUUCAUCAUCAUCAGAUUCUCAGCAAUCAGAAGCAGUCAAACUUGCAUUAGCUAGAGCCAAAGCUUACAAGAAAUCAGUCAAGUCAAACCCAUCUCCUGAAAUUAUUAAAAAACCAGACCCUGUUUAUGAAAAUUCACAAUUUGAUGAAAACAAAGAUGGUUUUGUUUCUAUAUCUGCAGCAAAUGGCUAUCCACUGAGAUAUACAGGGAAUGAACAAAUGGAUGAAGAUGUUGAGGAGAAAACCGAUAAGAAGGCCGAGCCAAAAAUUUCCGCAAUUAACUUUGUAGGUUUGGGAUUUGCUGAUAAGAAGGAAGGCAGGGGAUUGCCAGCUGGCUUGAUUCCAGUAAGCGAUCCUUUCCCGACGGGAAAUUUGCCUGAUGUGGAAAUCAUUGUCGGGGAUACAAGUAGGUUCGGGAAUGAAAAUGCCUCUGAGUCAAAUACAACUACAGAAGAUGAUUCGGAACUUUAUAAGCCCAAAGUCUCUACAUGGGGAGUUUUCCCUAGACCGAAUAACAUUUCGAAAACAUAUGGUGGUGGGAAAACUAUUCGACCGGGGGACGUGCUUGAGACAGCAGAAUCCAAGGCCGCAAAAGAUGCACGUACAAAACAAAUGAUUGCUGCCUAUAAAAGUCGAAUGGGUUUAAAUAUUGAUCCAAAGUUGAAGUCUGAAUGUGAGAAGGAUUUGAAGGAUGGAGACUCGUUAAUGGAGAUUGGGAAGCUCAGGGAUGCAAUCCCCUUUUAUGAAAGAGUUAUGGACAAGUUGGUAUACCAGAGUGAACUUCAUGGUUUAGCUGCAUUGCAAUGGUCUAUCUGUCUGGACUCCCUCAACAGAUCCAGUGAAGCUCGUGUAAUGUACGAGAGGCUGCAGUCUCACCCAAAUGUUGGCGUAAGCAAGAAAGCAAGGCAGUUUGUGUUUAGCUUCCAGGCAAUGGAGAUGAUGAAGGUUACGAGCUCAAGAGCUUCUAAACGUAAAACAGGGUACCAAAAUUUCUUUGAUGCAUUUGUAGAAAACAAGAACAACUUGUCUUCAGUUGAAACUGAAGUCGAGGAAGAUGCAGCUGUCCAAGCUUUGCCGUAUGUGAUUUUUCUUGUUUCUCCUAUCAUAAUGAUAUUGGUAAUUGCUGUACAGAAAAGGUUAGCAUAACAUACCAAACAUUUGUAAAUGGGAGUACAUACUGGCUUUCUAAUUCAUAAAUCUAGUAGAAAGUCCUGCAGAUGA